Messenger RNA from Amoebophrya sp. A25, 3684 nucleotides. The record is from the annotation of a GenBank genome assembly. Lineage: Eukaryota; Dinophyceae; Syndiniales; Amoebophryaceae.
GUUUAGCUUUUUUUCAAUGGUGUCUGGUGGAUCACGGUCACGACUGUGGCUGCCGUUUUUCUCCGAGAAGCGGCGUGUCGUGGUAAUUUUUGGGCUGUUGGUCUUUUUUGUUCUCCUGGGGCCAUGCUUUCGCGCGCCCUCGACCUAAUUUCCGUGUUCGGGCCACUUUCUCUUUGGGCGUUUAUCCUAAAAUGUGACUAAAUCCUGUGCAAGAUUUCCUUUUUCCGGUGCCCGCUGACGGCCCAAAUAGACGAUAAUAGCUCAGGGACAAAAACGCAAGAAUUCGCAUCGCGAAUAUUGAUGUCGUAUUUGAUUCAAGGCAAGCGUCAAUAUCCCAAUUCGUCGUGUCUUGUUUCUUACGCUAUAAACUCACUUGAACAACAUCACGAAUCACAAAAAAUGUUGUCGUUUCGUGCAGUUUGUGUCUUCUCCUCCUCGUUUCUUGCUGCAGAUAUGGUGGCCGCGACCGCAGACGGAAAAACGGAAAAGUCUGGAUUCCUGGCGAAGACUGCUGGCGAUCCAGCUAUUGGUAGAAAUAUCUUCUAGAAGAUACUCAUGCUGCACUGCUGUGUGUUGUGUAGUCGCAAGAAUUCUAUAUCCCUGUGGGUGCAAGAACUUUCAAGGAAGUAUUGCAACGUGUUGUAUCGAAGGGUACUAAGUAGAACUUGUUCUUCUCGGGAUGUGGUUGGCUUGUUCUUAUACAUAGAUAGCCUUGUCAAGAAUAUCAUGUAGAACAGAUACGGUAGCCGAAAGGCGUAGGAGCCCCAGCCGCGCCUUCACGAUGAAAAACAUGGUCGUCAUGUCACGAUGAAUUAUAUCAACACGUGUGAUUAGGAUAGAAGCUCAGAAACUACGAAGACUUCAUCAGGAGUACCAUUUAUCAACAAGUCAGAAAUUUCUUUGUCCAUUCUUUUUCAGGUGAAAAAGGCUCCGAAGAAGAACCGUCCACUCCUUCUUUCGCUGGUUACAAAUUUCCGGUCUUGGAAGUCACUGAAGAUGUCAGGGAACUGGCGCAAAAGCUCGUUGAAGGUGGCCCGAUGCGUGGAGGUAAAGGCCUUGUGGGUCUGAAAGGCCAAGGGCUGACCGAGCGCUUCCGUUUCUUGCUUCCGGUGCCGACGAACACACUGCACUGGACCGAGCAGCAUCGCGAUGUAUUGCCGGGUGGAGAGACUGCCAUGUCGGUUGCGGCCGUAGUGGACCAAGUCCCGGGUGUUGUUGAGCCCCCGAAAGGAGCCAUCCACGGAACCUGGCAGUCGGUGCCAUUCCGAUUGGGCAUGUCUUUCAUCCAACAUGAGGUCGGCAUCCUCAUGAACUACGCGAAAUUUAUGGCGAACCAAAUGUCAAUUCUUAGUUGUAGAAGUGGGUCAGACUCUUGUAAGAAGCUGUUCGCUGACAUUUAAGUAGCAGUCUACCCACGUGACUACACCACGAUGAGGUCACUAGAGAGAUCGAAGAAGCGAGCAUGUUCUAGAAGAAUGAUUUGCCAUAAUUCAGAUCGUAGCUCCUGCAAGAGAGACUUCCUUAAUAAAUAUUGAUAUUCAAAAAGGACAAUCCCCUUUCAUUUUGUUCCUGCAGACGGUGAACCCAAAGUGGGAUCCCUCCGGAGACUGGGCCUUCGUUGUCUUACCGGGAGAGCAAGCUGAGGGGCAAAAGUUUCCGGAUAACAAGUGGUCUAUCGAUGUUCCGUGGUUCCCGUUUGUCGGCAACGAUCAAAUCAACGCUGAAACCAAGCAGAUCGAAUUGAUCAGAACUAAGCAGCGUCUUUUGAAGAAGUACUAAAUAAAUUAAUAAAACUUUCUUUGAUUUUUGUGUCCGCUAUCUGGACGCUUUCUUUCUUCAUAGCAGAAGAUUUGUUCUCGCGCAUGUGUUGACGCUUUAUUUGCGAAACGGAAGAUGAAAACUCCAUCUCUCUCCCUCUGGAAUUCCCCAUAGUAGCUAGUUUUCAACUUUUCAUCGGAUUCUUAUCCGUGUUCAGGGGCUUACGUGAUGGCGUGCCAUUGGAUGCUUCCGCGGAAGCUUGCCAUGUCUUUGGAAAGCUGCAACAGCGCGUGGACGAAUACGAGGAGCAUGUCCGAACGCAUCUGGGCCCAACAAGUAGCGUUUUCUUUGACCUGAAGACCAACGACGAGUGGGGCCUGUUUUACUAUCUGAUGCCGCAGUAUUUGCGGAACAUGAACAAUUUCGCAAAAGCCGUCCUUGGCGCGUUGCAGGCGGAGGUCGAAAAGAUUAUUGGAGAGAUGAAAGCACGCAUCGAGCAGCUUGGUGCGAUGAAGGACAUUGACUUGCUGAAUGUGUUGCUGCAGCAAGAGGGCAUGCACGACCAGAGCCGGGCUGAGGCAGCCUGGCGCCGAUUCGUUGUCACGUACAUGGCAGAUGUAAAUGACUCUUUGGGACUAAGGCCUUCAGAGAACGGUGCUUUGAUGACGGUUGACCGAAGAAGUUUGUUGAAGCGCGUCAGGGAGGGAAUCAGGAUUCAGCGGGAAAAGCUGGACGACCUCAUCCUCAUGAACUUUAUCGAAGACACCAAGCAGGGAUACAGCAGGAACCUGUGGUGAGCACAGCGACUAGCUUUCACUAAUAAAUUACACAACUUCAAAUCGAGGAAGAUCUUGUUCUGAUGAGUUUACGACAUUGUUUCACCACGAAAAGACUAUCAGAUUUUUUGCUCCCGAUUUACGGUCAAAGUCAAAUCGAUAUCUUUUUGUUCAGCGUAUGGAAGGGGUCACCAGCACUGAUUCUAUGCGUUUUUAUCAAUCGCAAAGGUAUCCUGGUGUCGAUGAUACAUUGGCAAAGCUGGACCAGAGCGACGUCUGGGCAGGUAGUCACACAGAUAUUUGCGCGCUGACGCUUAUUCCAGCUGCCACGGAUGAGGGUCUCGAACUCUUUGUCGGCGAUGGACAAAUUUUGGAGCGACCUGCUGAAGAUUCUGCUGAGUGGCACGCAAUUGCACCCGGGGAGAUCGAUAUGUACAACUGACUCAUUCUUGACUCAAAUGAUGAAGAUUGACUUCUCGGAGCUGCAUGUUGUGGAAUAGACGAUUGAGGUCCUCAUAACAAGUACUAGAUUCACAACGCUAGAUUAUUGGGCGGACUCAUCUUGUUUCACAGGUACCUUUUUUUGUCGGAUUUUUUGCAAGCCAAUACGCAAUUUGAGACGAUCGAACUUGACGAGAAGGGGGCACUUAAAAGCACAGCAUUGUUGAAGAGCAUGUGGCAUCGAGUUCGUCGCACCCCAGCCCAGGCUGAGAAAGGUCACGGACGUGUCUCAACUCCGGUUUUCUACAACGUGAAAGACGAUCGUCGCGUGUCGAACGCCUUCCCGGUGGCAGACUGGUUCUUCCGCGCGCGAAUGCAUAACACCGCUGGAAAAUCGAGCGGCAGCAGUUUCGACGUAGGCCCGGAGAUGAGUGCCAUGAGCAAUCUGUACGUGGUCGUCGAGGAACAGCGCCGCAUCCUCAAUGCGAAUCCAGCGACUCGCGCGAAUGGAAUGAGCGCAGAGGGGCGGAAGCGAUCGCUGGAGAAGGUGCAGCUCUGGAGUGGUGAAAUACCACCAAGCAACACCGAAGCUGGCAAGGAGUGGCAGCACCAAAUGCAGGAACGCUACCAGGCAGACAAGAAGCGCUACGAGGCGGAAGCGGAAGCCCGUCACCUCAUCGGAGCGGCAAAGCGUCAGCGCGUAGCAUGA